UUUGUACUUCCUGACAGAAGAUUGGUGCUCAGGAAGAAGGAUCUGUGGUGAUCUGCAGUCAUAUUAGCAGGAAUUUUAAGAACAUAUGUUGCCUUUGGAGCUGGAGGUUUGCAGUCUCCAGCAGAUACUCGCCAUAUUCUGCCUUGAUGCAAAGCUGCCCUUGAAUUGCUCCUUCCACCCGCAGUUGUUUGUGGGAGUGUAGUUUCUUUGCUGGUAACUGAACACUCAAAUACAGGAAAAACCCCUAUUAUGUCUAAGAAGCAAAACCAAAAAGAUUCAUCAGGGUUUAUUUUUGAUGUGCAGUCCAAUACUGUGAUGGCCCAAGGAGGUACCUUUGAAAAUAUGAAAGAGAAGAUUGGGGCCGUGCGAGCCAUAGUCCCCAACCGGAGCAACAAUGAAAUUAUCCUGGUGCUGCAGCACUUUGAUAACUGUGUAGACCGAACAGUGCAGGCUUUCAUGGAAGGCAGUGCCAGUGCAGUACUGAAAGAAUGGACAGUUACAGGCAAGAAAAAGAACAAAAAGAAGAAAACCAAACCAAAGCCUCCUGCAGAGUCAAGUGCCAGCCUCCUUGACCCCAGCAAGCCUGUGUCCACUGAAGAGGAACAGUCUGCAGCAUCAUCAGAGAAGGGCGGGAUCAAUGGUUACCAUGUCAACGGCUCAGCCAAUGACACAGAAUCUGUGGACUCUCUCAGCGAAGGUUUGGAUACUCUUUCCAUAGAUGCCAGAGAGUUGGAGGAGAGUGAACCUGCUGCUUCUGAGGUGCCCGACAGAGCAGCAACUCUUGAGUUGGAAAACCGCCUAACAGACUUCACUCUGAAGUCUGCCCAGAAUGCCCAGUCCCUUAGAGUGCAUCCUGAACUGAGGAGCCCCAGCAAGCCAUUCUACAGAUCAAGCAACCAGUCAACUGUUCCUUCAUCUCUAGCAAUGUUAGACGAGGUCCCUGUGUCCUCUGGAAACAAAAAGCUAGGUUCCAAUAUUGAAAAGUCCGUGAAAGAUCUCCAACGAUGCACGGUCUCGCUGGCUCGGUAUCGAGUUGUAGUUAAAGAAGAAAUGGAUGCCUCCAUUAAGAAGAUGAAACAGGCUUUUGCUGAGCUGCAGAGUUGCCUCAUGGAUCGUGAAGUAGCCCUUUUAGGUGAAAUGGACAAAGUGAAAGCAGAAGCAAUGGAAAUCUUAAGCAGCCGACAAAAAAAGGCAGAGGCAUUGAAGAAGCUGACUGACGUGGCAGUCCGAAUGUCAGAGGAGCAGUUGGUGGAGCUUAGAGCUGACAUCAAGCACUUUGUCAGUGAGCGCAAGUAUGAUGAAGAUCUGGGGAGGGUGGCUCGCUUCACUUGUGACCUAGAUGAACUAAAGAGGAGUAUCGAGUCCUUUGGACAAGUUUCCCAUCCAAAAAACAGCUACUCAACCAGGUCGCGGUGCGGCUCCAUCUUGUCUGUAUCCGUGAGCAGCCCAGACGAAUCCACCACAUCUGAGAGUGCCUCUGCUUCUGCGCCAAGCCUUACAACAGCCAGUAAGAAGCAAUCAUCCCCAACAGAAACGGCCGCCAGUGUGGCAAACCGCCCGUACCAGCCCUACCGUGAGGGGUUCCAGGGUAACAGAAGACCCGGCCAAGGCUACAGGCCUCAAGGACACCGCCCAAAUGGGGCCCUGCACCCCAAUUCAAAUCGGUACAGAAACGGGCCUUGGUACCAGCUGAGCUCCAGGUCCCGGCCUCCUUCUGGGAACACAAGCAGCCAGACCUACUCCACAGGAACCAAUGGAACUGGCGCUGGCCCUGGUCCUGAGGCAGGUCCACCGGCCCCAACUGCACACGCGCAUUUGGGCGCACACAGCAAAGAAGCCAAGGCUCUCCCACAGCGGAAACCUCGGUCAAGCCAAAACGAGGUGGCCAAUUCUUGAGGACCAUUAACGCUCUCCACCUUCCAAAGCUGGAUGGGCAGGAUUGUAGGACACACCUAGCUAGAGAUAAUAACAAAGGAAAGUUUACACUUGCUGUCCCUGUGCCACUUUUCUUCCCUGAUCAUUCCUUUUUUCUGGGAAAGCUGCUUCCUUUUGCUUCUCCUGUUCCUGCCUCCUGCCCCUGUGACACGG
This is a messenger RNA of Euleptes europaea (tarantolino), 2088 nucleotides long. RefSeq names its product spermatogenesis associated serine rich 2 (gene SPATS2). Gene Ontology annotation, molecular function: protein binding. Gene Ontology annotation, cellular component: cytoplasm. The record is from RefSeq and is a predicted model, not a curated record. NCBI's taxonomy places the organism in Eukaryota, Metazoa, Chordata, Lepidosauria, Squamata, Sphaerodactylidae. The transcript has 12 exons. The coding region runs from base 250 to 1896 and encodes 548 amino acids.